GUGCGCGUCUGCGGAGCGCAGCUGGAGGGAGCCGGCUUCGUGCAGGAGAGAGGAGCGAGUCCAGAAGACAGAGCCGGAGGGACAAAGUCCGGGGGAUGGCAGCCCUGGGGCGCGCGUCCUCGCUGCUGUCGCUGCUGCCGCUGCUGCUGGUGCCCGCUGCGGGCGCAGGGGGCGCGCGGUGGCGCGGGGAGGGCACCAGCCCGCACCUACGGAGCAUCUUUCUGGGCCGCUGCGCGGAGUACAGCUCCCUGCUGAGCCCGGAGCUGCGGGACAAGAACUGCACGGCUAUCUGGGAAGCCUUUAAAGUGGUUCUGGACAAGGAUCCCUGUUCUGUAUUUCCCUUGGACUAUGACCUUUUUAUUAGCCUCUCCAGACACUCCAUUCCCAGGGACAAGUCCCUGUUCUGGGAAAACAACCACCUCCUUGUCACUAGCUAUGCAGAGAAUGCCCGUCGCUUUAUGCCUCUGUGUGAUGUUCUGUAUGGCAGGAUUGGAGAUUUUCUGAGCUGGUGUCGACAGGAAAAUGCCUCCGGGCUCGAUUAUCAGUCCUGCCCUACGUCAGAAGAUUGUGAGAACAACCCUGUGGAUUCUUACUGGAAAAUGGCAUCUAUGCAGUAUUCGAGGGAUAGUACUGGGGUGAUCCACGUCAUGCUGAAUGGUUCAGAGCCCAAAGGAGCCUAUCCUGUUAAAGGUUUUUUUGCAGAUUUUGAAAUUCCCUACCUCCAGAAGGAUAAAAUCACACGAAUUGAGAUCUGGGUUAUGCAUGAAAUCGGGAGACCAAAGGUGGAAUCCUGUGGAGAAGGCAGUGUGAAAAUCCUGGAAGAGAGACUGGAGAAAAUGGGCUUUCAGUACCGCUGUAUUAAUGAUCACCUACCAGUGAAGCUCUUAAUGUGCGUGGACCACAGCACUCAUCCUGAUUGUGCCUUAAACUCAGCAGUAACCUCCACUCGAAGAGAAGCCCCACCCCUCUGUGCAGAACAUGGUGCCAGCCUCUUCAUUCCUUUCUUAGUGGUUCUGGCUUCAGUUAUUCAACUGUGACUGGAAGCCCAGCUGUGCUGCCCUACCAUCCCCCAGCCCUGAAACCCGCCCUUGCACAUUCCUCCAUCUUGUUCUGUGCAUACCAGGUGGUUCCACUGUCUAAAGAAGCUUCCUUCUGGGAAAAAAUGUUAAUGUUUUCAAUGAUACACACGCUCGGGAUUUCAGAGACAAGAAAUUAGUCUAGUUCUACUUAGCAGGUUAAAAUUGCUGCAUUAGAAUGAAAGCAAGUUAUUAGUUUCUUGUGUCAUAUUGUAUAAAGCAUUGAGACCCAGACUAUUGUUACAUAAUAAAAUAUUUUUAGAAAAUUCUAGUAGAAUUAGAUUUUAUAUUUUUUCUGAAUUUUCCUAUAUCCCCUGUGGGGCACACUGCUUGCUUAUUGAUAGCUUAAGAUAUAUAUACACUCUAUAAAUGUAUAUAUAUUUGACGUGCAAAGAUUUAUGAAUAAAGGUGUUCACUUAAUGGUUAUGUAUAAUGGGGAGGAGAAACUCAUAAUGUCCAAUAAUAGGGAACUGUUUUCAUAUGGUUUGGUAUAUCUGUAGGUUAGAAUUGCAUUUAACUGGUAAAAAUCAUGUUUACCAAUCCAAAUGUCCUUCAGCUGGUGAACGGAUGGGCUCAGUGUGGUACAUCUAUACAAUACUCAGCAACACUCUCUAUAUAGUCAGAAAGAAAAUGUUACAUGAGUAACACUCAUGUGCUAAUACAAGAAGCCAGACCAAUAGGCGACAUACUGUAUUAUUCUACUUAUAUGACAUUCUGGAAAAGGCAACACUGUAGGAAUGGAGAAUAGAUCAGUGGUAGCAAAGGGUUAGGACUAGGGGGAGGGGGUAACUACAAAGGGGUAGUGUGAGGGAAUUUUGGGGGAGUGAGAAACUGUUCUGUAUCUUGAUUGUGGUAGUGAAUCUAUGUCUUUGUCAACACUUAGAACCGUAUAUCAAAAAGAGUAAAUUUCACUGUGUGUAACUGAAAUGUUUUCAAAGAACAUUUAAUGAUAUAGCAAAAUGUCAACAAUAAGUACAAGAAGUGAGAUAUAAAACCUUCUAAAAUAUAAUACAAUUUAACAAAUUCUAUUACGAUAUGCAUAUUGUAAACGAAUGAAAGAAAAAGUAAUAAACUCAAAGGCAGAGCAAUUAUCUCUGGGUGGUGGUCUUAUCAGUGAUUCCUGUUUUUGACUUUGGCAUUUUUGUGUUUCUCGGAUGUUCUCUAAUGAGUAUGUGUUACUUUUAUAAUCAGAAAGGGAGAAAUCCACACACAUAUACACACACACACACGUAUCAUACGUGUGUGGUACUUUGUCUUGACACAAAACAUUUCCAGAAGACAAAAAUAAAACCAAAAGCUUGUCACAGACA
Molecule: messenger RNA, 2386 nt
Organism: Acinonyx jubatus (cheetah)
Lineage: Eukaryota; Metazoa; Chordata; Mammalia; Carnivora; Felidae
Gene: BST1
Product: bone marrow stromal cell antigen 1
Exons: 9
Coding region: 96-1037 (313 amino acids)
Biological process (GO): positive regulation of B cell proliferation
Cellular component (GO): plasma membrane
Molecular function (GO): NAD+ nucleosidase activity; phosphorus-oxygen lyase activity
Source: RefSeq, a predicted model, not a curated record